Frieseomelitta varia is the source of this 3202-nucleotide messenger RNA. RefSeq names its product integrator complex subunit 5 (gene omd). Gene Ontology annotation, biological process: snRNA 3'-end processing. The record is from RefSeq and is a predicted model, not a curated record. The transcript is spliced from 11 exons. NCBI's taxonomy places the organism in Eukaryota, Metazoa, Arthropoda, Insecta, Hymenoptera, Apidae. The coding region runs from base 347 to 3130 and encodes 927 amino acids. Gene Ontology annotation, cellular component: integrator complex.
UGGUUGCCCUCUUUAACUAAAAGUUUAGAAUUUCUAUUUUAAAAACUCGAUCUUUUUGAAUCGAAGUCGUAAACGUGCCGCGCGCGAUCUAUCGGCAGCAAGUGAAACUUGCAUUUAAACGAAGCAAGAGCGUUUGUUGCAUAUCACGCUUUAAGUUAUUUCUCGUAUUUGUUUUAUUUAUAUUUUUCAAACUUUGAAUGUAAAGUAGCAGUGAUGAUAGUAAACAUUAUAAUCGUUAAACUUUCCCGAUGUUAGCUGGUCUUACAAUUGUACUUAACCUCAAACACUCAAAAGAAAACAUGAUCGUAUUUACAUCUUCGUGAUUCAUUGAGGGACUAAAAUUAAGAUGUUGCACUCCACGGGAACGUUAUCGCCUGAAGACAUCCUGGCAGAAGUUAGAAAAUUUAUCUCGGGGGCAGUUCGACCGACUCAUAGCACGAGCACGCUCGAUGUAACGCGGACAGCCCUCUCUUUACUUCGACAUGUGCCUGCUGCAAGAGACGCGGUGCUUGAAUAUUUCUGCAAUGUAUUUUUUAUUGCUGUUACCAAAUAUGUUCGCCAGCUCGAGACGAAUCAGAACUUGGCGAUAUGUGAGGAGACUAUAAUAGCAGAGAUUCACACUGUUUUAAGCAGCUUCAUUAAUGGAAAUCCAGAAGCGUGGGCGCCAAUUAUUUCAGCAUGGUCAUUGGAACUGUUAGGUAAACUUUCCUCAGAAUAUGCAAAACGUGGAAACUUGCCUUCGAAUGCUGGAAUUAAUGAUUUUCUUCAACAAUGGAUGUCUUGUUGCGCCACUCGUACUUUGAUCGAUAUCACAGCCCAAUGUCUUCAAUGUCUUAUGCAUUCAGACACAGAGUCUUGCAUCAAAGCAUUGUUAGACACUAGCGUGUUGCAUAGUCCCCAUUUUGAUUGGGUAGUAGCUCAUGUUGGAAGCUGUUUCCCAAAUACAGUUAUUACCAGAGUAUUGUCAUGUGGUUUGAAGGAUUUUUGUGCAAUGGGAAAUGAACAUAAUGUUAAAAAUCCUAAAUUGAAUUCCGUAGUUGGAAUUCUAGGGCAUUUGGCUGGUAGUCACUUUCAAGAUAUUACAGCAGCAUUAUUAGACUUAUUCAAAUGGAGUUUACAGGAAGAUGUAAAUAUAGAUGAGGAUACAAAGAAUCAGAAAUUGGCUACUGUUCCAUUUCUUUUAAAUUUGGCCUCUCUUUCGCAAACUCUUUUAAAAGCAAUAACUAGUGACGUGUUACAGACAUUAAAGCCAGAUAUUAUCCCACAAUUAGCUUUAUUUGCAUCAGACUGGUGUAGAUACUUUGAUAAUCAACCAGAAGCUCUAGUAGAUUUAACUGUUCACUUGAUACUAGGAUGUGAACAAGGAGGGUCUCAGUUAAUAAAUAUUUUAUUGGAUACAAGUUUGAGCACAAGUAAUGUGGGAUAUCAUAGCGUUAAUGCUGCACAAAGUGUGAAAAGUGUAUGUUCUGAGAUACUAGAGUUAGUAUUGCAAGAAAUUGAUUUACUUUUAAGGACACAAGGGCCACAAUCUGCAAAUAUUGCUUUAUUAAAUUCAAUUAAACAGGAAUUUGUAGUGAUAUUACCUUUACUUUUAAGUCAAAUUCCGCUGCGAGUUCAGACAGCCAUUAGACUGCUAUGUUUCCUUGGAAGUCAAAGCCCCAAUAUAUUAAUAUCUGCAGCGUCGUAUAUGUUAAUCAAAGCUGUAACUACAUUUCAUCUUGCUGCUUUGAUACGACUUGUUUCUAAUAACAUCAUAUUAUUUUCCUCUAAUAAGUCUGAAACUGAAAAUAUAUUAGCUAGCCACAGUUACUUUACACAAAUAGUAGAACAAUCUCUUAGGGAUAUAAACUACAGAAGUGUCAUAGGGAAACAAGAACCGGGACGAUUCUUCCAAAAUCUUACAAUAUUGCUGAAGUGGGAAAGGUCUAACAAGGCAGUAGUAUUUCGGUCAAAAAUGAUAACUCAAGCUAUAAAAUUUAAUUUGCCCCAAAUUUCCGCUUUGUUAACAAAGACGACUGAUUUCGAUUUAGCUAAUGACAUUGCUGAAAUGUUGGACUUGUUUAGCAUGCCUGAGAAAGAUAAUUUUACCCCAAAUGUAGAACUUACUUUAAAAUUAACAAGAGCUGUAAUUCAGUAUUUCUUUUUAUGCAUAGUGGAAGAUGAUAUCACGAAAAAACAGCAAGGUGUGAAAAUUGUUUGCCAUUUAUUAAAAGAUUUAACUUUUUAUUCUCCAUGUGCUCGAGUUUUAGCUCUAAGACAAAUUUUGGAACACAGUAUCAAUAAUGAUCCCGCUAAAUAUUUCGGUGCAAAGGAAAAAUUUGAACCAAAGUUUGAGGAAACAUUACUUUUGCAUCAAAAUCACAAACAGGUUACAAGCACGAUGUUAGCUCAGAAACAUUCUUCUGUAUUUCAUGCUGGAGUAAUUGGACAUGGUCCUCGGAGACUACCACCACAGAAUAACAUUGACAAAGAAAUUAUUGCUCUCAAUAAAAUACUACUGAUUGAUGUAAUAAAGGCAUGUUGUAGUAAUCGUGAAUCGGAACGAUAUCCUGUUAAUCUAGAUGCUUUAACAAUGGUCAGUUUAUUGUUAGUUGAAUUAGUUUCACCUGAUGUUAUGUAUAAUGGAUUACCAUGGCCUGAUGAAGAAUUUACAAAGGUUACUAUAGAACGAGAUUUACAAAUCCAUCGAACAUUCAAGGAUGUUCCAUUAUUGUGGACAUUGUUAGAGCUGACAGCUUGGUACAGACCAGCUUUAGCUUAUUGCUCGGUUUUAUUAAGAGGUAUUGCUGCUACAGUUAUGGCCAACUGGAAUAUAGACGAAGGUGUUUUACUCGUAAGCGUUAUGGCACUUGGUCAGCUGUUACCGCCUCCGUUAGCAAGUAUAAGAGAUGUCUUGCCAGUUUUAGAACCGCAUCAGAUAAAUACUAUAAUGAAAGAAUGUGUAUGGGCCUAUAUGCGCGAAAAUGUUCCAUCACCCGCUCUUUUCACGCGUAGCGAAGGCGCUAACAUCGCUUGGCGAGAUACGGAUACUUCUACACCAAAUUCACGGUUUACGGAAACGCUUCGUUUACUUUUGUUAUCCAAUAUUCACACAUUGGGUCCGCUUUAUGCUGCCCUCUUUUUACAAUAAAAAUGAACAGUUGAAUUUUCUAACGUAUGUACAUAUUUCUAUGAAUAAAAUAACAAAUCUAUAAUAAAUCAA